AUCACUAUGUGGAUGGCCUCUUUAAACCCCUGCUACAUGCUGGCUCCAGAGAUCAUAUGUCAGUUAUGGAAAGUGAGGCAAGCCUGACUGGGCGUAUGAAAGGAGGUGGGAAAAUGCAUCAAGGAGUCUAUUCAGGUUACCCAGGAAUGAUGAACAUGCCAGCUUAUCCUUCUGUGCCAGUUGUGGGAGGAAUGAUGCCAGCCACCAUGCCAGGAAUGCCAGGAAUGCCAGGAAUGCCAGGAAUGGGAUCAGUGCCAGCUAUGAUGAUGACUCAGCCCAUGAUGCCAUCAGUGGAUCCUAACCAGGCAGCCGUACAGCAACAGUCUGUCAUCAACCAACAAGCCUUACUUUUGGCUCAGCAGAUGACACUUCAAGCUAUGAAAAUUUCAGAACAGGAGCAUCAGCGGCAACAGAAGCAUAGAUCUCCCGAGUCUUCAAGCCCAAACCAAUUAUCUUCACAAAGAUCACAUGAAUAUUCAAGACAAAGACGAGCCUCACCACACAAUUUACCUGAAUUGUCAAGGCCAAGACGAGCAUCACCAAAGAGGAGGUCACCUGAACCUUCAAGACGAAGGCGAGUAUCAUCAGAAAGCUCACCUGAAUCUUCAAGUUCAAGACAAGUAUCACGAAGGAAGCAAUCACCUGAAUCUCCAAGGUCAAGACGAAUAUCACCAAAGAGGAGGUCACCUGAAUCAUCAAGGUCAAGACGAGUAUCACGAAGGAAGCAAUCACCUGAAUCUCCAAGGGCAAGACGAAUAUCACCAAAGAGGAGGUCACCUGAAUCAUCAAGGUCAAGACGAGUAUCACGAAGGAAGCAAUCACCUGAAUCUCCAAGGUCAAGACGAAUAUCACCAAAGAGGAGGUCACCUGAAUCAUCAAGGUCAAGACGAAUAUCACCAAAAACAAAGUCAUCUGAACCUUCAAGCCCAAAGGAAGCAUUACUGUUCAAGAAGUCUCCUAAACUUUCAAGAACAAAAAGAGCAUCAGUGCAGGAACAGCCUUCUGAAUCUUCAAGACCAAUACGAGAUUCUUCUUCUUCUCCUCCUCCUCCUCCUCCUCCUCUUCCAUCUCAGCCAGCCAAUGAUAUGAGUUCCAAGAGCAGCAACAAAGAUGAGCCAAUGUCUGACCCGCCAGAAUCUCCACUUCCAUCACGAGCACGGAUCAACAUCUUUGAAGAAACUUUCCCUGUAGACAUCAGAGUGGAUUCCCUCUCUCGAGGAACUUUUCAAAAGAAAGUUGAGUUCUUCCAGAAAAUGGGAUACCAAACAGUUCCAAUGAAGAAAGUAAUUUCCCCUUCAAAAAGACGUACAGUAAAAGAACAGUCAGAGGACCCAAGUGCCAGCCAAGAAUCAAAUUCAGGUUUGCCACCUCCUACACAAAUGGAAAAUGAUCAAGAGAAGAAAUUCCUGAAUAUGAAGCCUGAACAGCCUGAACCAAGCCAGGAGAUACGGAACAUUAUUAAAACCCACAAGAAUCGUCCAGUCCCACCACCAAAACCCAUCUUGCCUGUUAGAAACGUCUCUAAAUCUUUUAAGAAGUAUGACCCAAAGGACGAAGCUCUAGUAAAACUGGGACUUGUAGGAUUGGAUCAUUCAUUGCAGUCCUCUGGAAAAAUGAAACCAUCACCACCUCCACCACCAGUCAAACCAUCCAGUUCCAUCCAGGAAAAACAACUGGCUCUUAGGGAUGUUGUUGGUCAUCUUGGCUCAGUGCUUCCUCCUCCCCCUCCUGGGCCACCACCUUCCUUUCUUUCAGGUUCUGACACAGAUGAAACUGGCAUGGAAGAUUCAGCUAGGACAGUGUUGGAAGAAGCUAGUAUCAAAACCCAGCUCUUCAAUCUCUCUGCUAGUGUCAGCUUCUCCUACGCUAAUCCUACUUGGAAACUCUUCUUGCGGAAAGAGGUAUGUCAUGGCCCCACUUCCAAAGGCAUUGCUUUUCUGGUCAUGUUUAGUUGGCUUCAUCAUCUACAUCUGUAGUGAGGGCAUCUCCCA
Molecule: messenger RNA, 1991 nt
Organism: Python bivittatus (Burmese python)
Lineage: Eukaryota; Metazoa; Chordata; Lepidosauria; Squamata; Pythonidae
Source: RefSeq, a predicted model, not a curated record